CAUAUUUUUAUGUAAAGUCAAAGUUACGAUCAUGACCUUACGAUACGCGUGUUUGGGCUCUUUGAAAGCAACUUCUGGGAAAGUCGAAUUAUUUAUAUAUUAAAGAUAUAUUUAAAUCACGGACCUUCAGCUCAUCCUCAUCCUCAUUACUUUCCUCAAAUCUCUUGUUUAUCUCUCAAACCCUAGCAAUCGAAUCUUCUUCAAUCCAAUUCAUGUCGACGAUGUCGGGUAUUCAAGGCCAGAUCCUCGAGGUCACUGUGGUUGGUUGCCAGAAACUGAAAGACACGGAAUGGUUCUCGAGGCAAGAUCCGUACGUUGUCCUCGAGUAUAGCGGCACUAGGCACCGUACCCGAACCUGCACAGAUGGUGGGAAGAACGCAGUGUUUCAAGAGAAGUUUAUGUUCACUUUGCUUGAAGGACUUAGGGAUCUUAAAGUUGCUGUUUGGAAUAGUAACACUCUCUCCACUGAUGACUUCAUUGGCAAUGCUACGAUUCAGUUGCAGAAGGUUCUUUCUCAGGGAUACGACGACUGUACCUGGACUCUUCAGACCAAAACUGGCAGAUUUGCGGGAGAAGUAAGACUAAUACUGCAUUAUGCAGGCGCAAAGAAACAAAAUUACGGGUCUGUGCCAUCAGCACCACCAUAUGCCCCUCAAGUACCUCAAUACUCAGCACCGCCCGCUCCAUCUCCAUAUUCAUCACCACCAUACUCUGGACCAUCUCCGUACCCACAAGGACAAUACUCUCAGCCGCAAUCGGCAUACCCACCAGUUUCAGCUUAUCCUCCUCAGCCGUCUGCGUAUCCUCCUCCUCCCUCAACUGCUUAUCCUCCCGCUCCUUCAGCUUACCCUCCCGGUCCUUCGGCUUACCCUCCAGGUCCUUCAGCUUACCCUCCUCCUCCGCCAUCCUCAGCUUACCCUCCUCCUCCAUACCCUCCUCAACCAUCACCAUAUUACCCACAAGGUCCAUAUCCAGGACAAUACCCUCCGCCUCCGUACUAAAGCUCCGGCGUUUAGAAUUGACAGGAAAGUGGUUAUGAUGCAUAGAUCAUAAUACUAGUGAUGCUAUUACUAGAACUUUGUGACGAUUUUUUUGUUCUUUUCUUCUUUCUUUGAUCCUCCCUGUGCUUUUGUUGGCCUUUGCGAAAUGUAGCUUAAUGGUUAGUUUUAUGCAAUGGUCAUUGAGACUCAUUGGGGAAGUUUGGAUAUGUUCAUAUUAAGCCAGCUUGCAGAUUAUGUUUCAGAAUAAUCGAAUUAUUUACCUUUAAAAAGACCUUA
Molecule: messenger RNA, 1277 nt
Organism: Brassica rapa (field mustard)
Lineage: Eukaryota; Viridiplantae; Streptophyta; Magnoliopsida; Brassicales; Brassicaceae
Product: classical arabinogalactan protein 9
Source: RefSeq, a predicted model, not a curated record